Molecule: messenger RNA, 2492 nt
Organism: Hyaloscypha bicolor E
Lineage: Eukaryota; Fungi; Ascomycota; Leotiomycetes; Helotiales; Hyaloscyphaceae
Product: solute symporter family transporter
Exons: 5
Coding region: 244-2313 (689 amino acids)
Biological process (GO): urea transmembrane transport
Cellular component (GO): plasma membrane
Molecular function (GO): urea transmembrane transporter activity
Source: RefSeq, a predicted model, not a curated record
GUCUGCUUCAUACAGUCUAUUAGUCUAUGGACCAAUGCUUCCUAUCCCACCCUCCGGCCCGACGGCCAACCUGUACGAGGCGAUAGAUCACUAUCAUUGACUGAUUGUUCUUUGUAUUGUCAGAUAAUCCAUAUCCUCCUCAAGUAGGAUCGUUCUGCCAUACUCAUAAAAGCCCGUGAUCCCCAAGUUCGGCUUCCAGCUGAAAUAUAUCCGCGUGCAAGUUUGCCUUGUCAUCGUCCAAACAUGGCGACAAAUUCAAUUGCACCUGUCCUCCCUGAGGGGGCAGGGUAUGGAGUUGUAGUUGGCAUUGGAUUCUUUUUUGCUAUUGUUAUGGCAGGCAUCUCUUACAUCCAGCAGAACCGAUACACCAAAUAUUCUACAAAGGGUAGCGAGGAGUUCAACACAGCCAGCCGGAGCGUUAAGUCCGGACUUAUUGCAGCUGGCAUCGUCUCAGCAUGGACAUGGGCUGCAACCCUGUUGCAAAGUUGCACGGUAGCUUACGAAUACGGAAUUUCUGGUCCAUUUUGGGUAUAUGCCGCAGGAGCAACCGUGCAAAUCUUUAUGUUUGCAAUCCUAGCCUGCAAAGUAAAGCAGAACGCUCCUCGAUGCCAUACUUUUCUCGAGAUCAUCCAUCGGCGCUACGGAACGGCAACUCACAUCGUGUUCAUCUUUUUCGCUCUGCUUACGAACAUUCUGGUUGCCAGCCAGCUUCUUCUCGGCGGAAGCGCAGUCGUUACAGCACUCACUGGCAUGAAUGUUUAUGCCGCAAUCUUCCUAAUUCCACUUGGAGUCUGCAUCUAUGUGGUGUUGGGUGGUUUGAGAGCUACUUUCCUCUGUGAUUAUACUCACACUUUUAUCGUGAUGAUUAUUAUCCUCUAUUUUAUGUUUUCGGUCUAUACCUCAAACGCUCUCAUCGGCUCUCCGGCGAAGAUGUUUGAGCUGUUGGCCGAAGCAUCAGUGAAGCGUCCUGCCGAGGGAAAUCAAGGCGGCUCUUACCUGACCCUCAAAUCUAACUAUGCUCUGAUCUUUGGAGUAAUACAACUCUGCUCGGGCCUGGGGACAGUCUUUCUCGAUCAAGGUUAUUGGCAAAGGGCAAUUGCAAGCAGGCCCACCACCGCAGUACGGGCCUACGUUCUUGGAGGUAUGGCAUGGUUCGCAAUUCCUUUCGGAUUUGCUACUACACUCGGACUCGCUGCCGUUGCGCUCACAGACAAUCCUGCAUAUCCAACGUACCCGGACAAUAUGACUACUUCACAGAUAUCUUCUGGACUGUCUGGCCCAUUUGCAGCUGUUGCUCUUCUCGGGAAACCAGGCUCUAUCGCACUUCUACUCACACUUUUCAUGGCUGUCACAUCUUCCUCCUCUUCCGAGCUCAUCGCCGUCUCGUCCAUUCUCACAUUCGAUGUCUAUAAGACGUACAUCAAGCUUUUCGCCACCCCGGAACAACUAAUUAAGAUAGCUCACAUCAUGAUCUGCGUAUUUGGUUUCAUCAUGGCAGCCUUCGCCUGCAUCUGGAAUGCAAUUGGCAUCGAUCUCGGAUGGCUCUUCCUCGUCAUGGGUCUUUUGAUCGGAGGAGCAGUCUUCCCAGCUGCUUUCGCCAUAACAUGGAAGAAGCAGUCCAAAUACGGUGCAGUAUCGGGGGCUCUAGGUGGCCUGGCAGCAGGUCUAGUUGCCUGGCUCGUAACAGCAAAAACCUACUAUGGCGAACUCACCGUCACCACAACAGGAGGCUCCUAUCCCACGCUCGCAGGCAACAUGGCAAGCGUUCUAACAGGACUGAUCCUGACCACCGUCAUCUCAUACAUCAAUCCAGACGACUUUGACUGGGAAAUCACGCGGGGCAUCAAUGCAUCUUCUGAAGUCGGAACUCCCAUCCCCGACUCCUCAAGCCAAGAGCAAAGCCCUUCUCGUCUUCCCCAGGACACGAAAAAGAAACCCUCUCCCCUCCGAAAAACAGAAUCAAACCUCAAUCACAACUCGACUCUCCCCACCGUUCUCGACGAAGAAAAAGAAGCCCUCGAAGACCGCGCGAUAAUGGAAAAUCCAACUCGCCUCCGUGGAGCGUUCAAAUUCGCCUGCGUCUCCGCGACAGUUCUAACUCUGCUUAUGGACUUCGUUAUCCCGAUUCCAAUGUUCUUGUCGCAUUAUGUAUUCUCGAGGGGAUUCUUUACGGGUUGGGUGGUGGUGAGUUUUAUUUGGGUUUUCUUUGCGCUGGGGAGCUGUGCGAUCUUGCCGGUGUGGGAGGCGGCUGGCUUUUUUAGGGAUUUUUGGAGGGAGGUGAGGGUUGGGAAGAAGGUGAGAAGUGAUAAUUGAUUCUUUGAAAACGAGAAAAUAGAGGUUUAGAUGCAGCUAUAGUCUGGGUAUAGAAGGCUCAAAUAGCCAGAUGUGUAUCGAGACAAAUUAGACAGUUUACUCAGGGGUACGUAGAAUGGGCGCCGUGGAGAGGGGAAAUGAACAUCCUGAAUGGACUUAAGGCCUCCAGGAAGCCGAGU